Messenger RNA from Anthostomella pinea, 960 nucleotides. The record is from the annotation of a GenBank genome assembly. NCBI's taxonomy places the organism in Eukaryota, Fungi, Ascomycota, Sordariomycetes, Xylariales, Xylariaceae.
AUGGACCCGUUCGCCGCGAUCGGCCUGGCCGGCAACAUUGUCGCCUUCGUGGAUUUCGGGUACAAGCUAGUCGCCGCUGCAAAAUCCAUACAUACGUCGGCCUCCGGCUCCAGUGAGCAUAAUGAGGACCUUGCUUCCAUGACGCGACACUUCAGGAGUGUUGUGGCCGACCUCCAAGGAGCGAAUUCUGCUGGAUCGAUGUCCGACGGAGAGGUUGCUUUGCAUCAAAUCGCCACCGAAUGCGACAGCGUCUCCAAAGACAUAUUGAAGUUCCUGGAUGAAGUGAAGACGAAGAAAUCCAACUCGAAGCGUGAGAGUCUUCGAACUGCCUUCCGCGACUGGAGGAAGAAGGAUCGUAAAGAUGAGCUGGAGUUGAAAUUGGAUCGCUGCAGGCAGCAGCUGAACUUACAGAUCGCCAGUCUAUCAAGGUCCGAAAUGUUGGAACGACUCCAGAAGCUGAUCCGGCAUGGGCAAGCUAGUGAAUCUGAGCUCCAGUCCCUCACGAAGAAUAUGGACUCUUUGCGUCGAGGCAGCCACAUCUCAACUCUCAGCCAGGAAGCGCUGAAACAGAUCAGAUCGCUCAUUCAGCAGUCCGAUGAAGCUGUUCUAGCAGUUCGUCAUGCUCGUGUCCUCGACGGACUACGAUUCGAGUCCAUGAAUGAGAGAUUUGAGGACAUUGGGGAAGCACACCAGAAGACGUUUACAUGGAUUUUUGACGGCAACGACGACGCCCAAGAAAGUGUCAGCAGAACUUCCCUCAUCAGUGAAGAUACCGACGUGGAUCAGUGCAGUCCGGCGAUAAUGAAUCUGACUCUAGUGGAAAUGCCAAUCAAGACGAUGGCACCGAUAGAAGUUACUCCCCAGCCCAACAUCACCAAACCGAAAAGUCGACUUCCAAUGUUCCGAAUGGCGGGCCUCUAUAUUCUAGGCAGAGCUCACUUCAGGAGGACUUCAACAUAA